Girardinichthys multiradiatus is the source of this 3659-nucleotide messenger RNA. It is a transcript of the gene rabep1, whose product is annotated as rabaptin, RAB GTPase binding effector protein 1. Bases 113 to 2695 code for a protein of 860 amino acids. Gene Ontology annotation, cellular component: intracellular membrane-bounded organelle. The transcript is spliced from 19 exons. Gene Ontology annotation, molecular function: growth factor activity; GTPase activator activity. The record is from RefSeq and is a predicted model, not a curated record. NCBI's taxonomy places the organism in Eukaryota, Metazoa, Chordata, Actinopteri, Cyprinodontiformes, Goodeidae. Gene Ontology annotation, biological process: endocytosis.
AUUUCUCAGGUUUCUAGCUUCACGGCGGCUGGGAUGUUAGCUUGUUUUCUUGGGCGCUCCUAGCUCUUUUCCAACCUCUCUGUUAACUACCCGAAGCUUCCCUCAGAAAACAAUGGCCGAGGAGGCCGAGGGUUCCCCUCUGUCGUCCCAGCAUGACGAGGUGCUUCAGCAGCGAGUGGCCACUCUGGAGCAGGAGAAGGCAGAGUUUAUUCAGUUCAAGCAGCAGCUCGAGGUCGAGUUCAACCAGAAGCGAGCCAAAUUCAAAGAACUGUUCCUGUCCAAGGAAGAGGAACUUAAGAGACAAACCGUGGCGCUGGAGAACUCCCAAAGUGAGCUGAGCUCCUUACAGGCCCAGCUGGCUCAGGCCCAGGCCGAGAUCGAGACCAUCAAAGCUGUGGCCACUGUGUCGGAAAACACCAAGCAGGAAGCCAUCGACCAGGUCCGCAACCAGUGGCAGGAGGAGGUGGCCUCGCUGCAGGCCAUCAUGAAAGAUACAGUGUGUGAGUAUGAGGUCCAGUUCCACCAGCGCCUGGAACAGGAGCGAGCCCAGUGGAGCCAGUACAGAGAGGCCAUGGAGAGGGAGCUAGGGGACUUGAGACGUCGCCUCACAGAGGUCCAGGAGGAGGAGAAUUUGGAGGUUGAAAUGAAGAAGGCCCAGGAGGAUGCAGAGAAGCUGCGCUCUGUGGUGAUGCCCAUGGAGCAGGAGAUCACAGUCCUGAAGGCCAAGCUGAGCACCGCCGAGGAGAGGGUGAAGGAGCUGGAGGCCUCGAAGGUGAAGGAGCUCAAUCACGUCCUGGAGGCUGAGAAAUCGUGUCGUACGGACCUGGAGAUGUAUGUGGCUGUGCUGAACACGCAGAAGUCUGUGCUGCAGGAAGAUGCUGAGAAACUACGCAAAGAGCUCCAUGAUGUUUGCCACAAGCUAGAACUGGAGCGGCAGCAGCACAACCAGCUGAAACAGACGUGGCAGCGGGCCAAUGACCAGUUCCUGGAGUCGCAGCGCCUCCUGAUGAGAGACAUGCAGAGGAUAGAGAGCGUGCUGUCCUCCGAACAGCUCCGCCAGGUGGAGGAGAUGAAGAAGAAGGACCAGGAGGAGGAUGAAAAGGAGAGGCUGAGCCUGGUGAAGGACCUGCAGGAGGACGACGGAGGAGACAACACAGAGCCUCUGGAGGACUUCCUCGGGCUGAGCGUGGAGGAGCCUCAUGCCAACCACAGCGCUCAUGGUUCCUUACACUCCUUAGACACUGACGUAGUGGCCGGGGGCCCCUCUGACACCUAUAGGGACAACCUGCGGAGAGUCCAGUCGACAGACAGCCUCGGUUCCUCGCUAUCUUCGCAGCAGGGACUCGGCGGUCACAACCACAAGGCCAAGUCGGCCAGCAACCUGGACGAAUCGGACUUCGGGCCCCUGGUGGGGGCGGACUGCAGCGUGGCAGACAGUAGUUUUGGUGAGACUUCGUCCAUCGGCUCCAUCAAGCUGACGGCGGGUCACUUCCUGCUGACUAAAGACCAGGAGAAAGCCAUCAAAGCCAUGACGCCUGAGCAGGAGGAGACGGCGUCGCUGCUGUCCAGCAUCUCUCAUGCUCCUGACACCGCUUAUUUACCGCCUGCAGGCUACCGGCUCGUCAGCGACACUGAGUGGAACCUGCUGCAGCAAGAGGUAAAAAACGCUGGCAGGAAGCUCGGCCGACGCUGUGACAUGUGCUCCAACUAUGAGAAGCAGCUGCAGGUCAUUCAAGGACAGGAGGCCGAAACACGAGACCAGGUGAAGAAGCUGCAGGCCAUGCUGCGGCAGGCCAACGAUCAGCUGGAGAGGACGAUGAUGGAGAAACAAAGUCUAGAAGAAUCAGUAAAAGUAGGAAAUGAGGAAACUGCUGCUAAGGUGUCAGCCUUCAUGCAGAGAGUCCAGGAAUCAGAAACGCUGCUCAGCACGCUACAGCAGGCCUUCAGUGAGGCUAAGAGGAACACACAGGAGCAGAUGGCGGUGCUGUUGAAGUCGAGGGAGCAGGUGGCGGAUGAACUAAGCAGACUACAGAGAGACAAUGAGAGCCUGCAGGGUAAACACAGGCUGCAUGCAGAACUACAGCAGCAAGAAGACUUCCAGAUGCCCAAUACUGUGCAGGAUCUACAAGGCCUGGUGCUGCAGCUGCGGGACGACGUGGUGGCGCUGCGAACGUCGGCCGAUCACUUGGAGGAGAAGCUGAAAGCCCAGAUCCUGUUCCUGAAGGAGCAGAUCCAGGCGGAGCAGUGUUUGAAGGAGAACCUGGAGGACACCCUGCAGUUGGAGAUUGAGGGCUGCAAGGAGGAAAUAGACAUCCUGGAAGCGUCGUUCUCCAGCCUGAAGACGGAGCUGGAGCGAAUAAAAGCAGAGAAGGAGCAGCUGCAGAGGAGUUUAGCUGAGAAGACCAAGACACUGGACAGCAUCCAGAGAGUGACAAUGAGCCUGGAGCAGCAGCUUAAAGACGUCACCAGCGCCAAGGGUGCGUUAGAAAGUCAGGUCCUCGAUGAAAGAGACAAAGCCCAGCGGCUGCAGACUGAGCUGGACGUCAGCGAGCAGGUUCAGAAGGACUUUGUCAAGCUUUCUCAGACGCUUCAGGUACAGUUGGAGCGAAUACGACAGGCAGAGUCCUUGGAUCGGAUCAAAGUAAUCCUGAACGACACCAACUUGACCGAUAUCAACCAGCUUCCAGAGACAUGAUAGCCUCAGAACGAAAACUGGCUUCAGUUCCAUCCCCCUCUGUCCCUCUGACCGGCCCGCUAACACCAUAAUCCGACCCUUCCCGCUGCCCGUAAAAACACUGGAAGAGUUUGGAAGGACAAGAAUCCGAUGCGUUGCAAGGAACUCCUGGCUAGCUGUGUACAUUUCAAGCCUCGGAUAGAAUAAUGAAGAACACUACUAAAACGUGUAAAUGACUAAAUGUGUGAUUGUGGAUUGAGAGGGUGUAAGGCCCUCUCCCUGUGGGGGUCUGUCUGUGUCAUGUUUCUACUGUAGAUACGACUGUCUGUAUUAGCUCAACCAAAAACAAAAGGUUUGUUGUCCUCUAAUGCACUUUUCAUCUCUCUGUCUCCCUCUGUGCUCAAAGUGUUUGAUAACCCACCCCCCCACCCCACACACACACACACAAAUACACACACUUAAAGUGAUAAAUUAUGAAGGAUGGGAAAUACUUGCACAUACUUUAACUGGGAUAAAAGGAACAGAACGUCCUCCGCUGCAUUUUCCUGAUUUUGGCGUUCUUAUUGUCUACCUAUAGUUUUUUCUUUUGAAGAGCGUGUGUGGAAACUUUUGUCACAUUCGAAUCUGAGUUUUUCUUGACUGUCAGAAGACACUAUUUAAAUCCAGGAGCAUGUAGAGAAGAACACAAUAAGUCAACAUAAAAGAGAAAAUAGGAAGGAAUGGAUUUAAGGUUGCUUCUAUUAUGAUUUCCUUUUUUCAGAUAGGCCAAGAAUUGAUGAUCUUAAUGUCUGUUUGAAGAUUUUAGAUGUUAGUGGGCUGCUUUUAGGCUACGAUGGAAAAGCACUAGAAGAAGUGGAUUCUUAACGAGCUGUUUUCUCCCCCCUCUGACUGCUUGUCUUCACUAAACUGUCAUGAAAUGGUUCGUCCAUCACUACGAGAACUUCUGUUGUCUGUGAACUGAUUUCAAUUAAAUAACCCAAAAGUU